Prunus avium (sweet cherry) is the source of this 3223-nucleotide messenger RNA. The record is from RefSeq and is a predicted model, not a curated record. Lineage: Eukaryota; Viridiplantae; Streptophyta; Magnoliopsida; Rosales; Rosaceae.
ACUGUUAAUUUGGUAAAAUCAGUUAAUUAACGACUAAAGCAGACUGUUUGAGAGUUCAACAGAUUCCCUUCUUGGCUCUGCACAAACAAUCAAGCCCAGAGAGAGAGAGAGAGAGAGAGAGAGAGAGAGAGCGCGCUAGCCCCAAAUAGCUCAGACUCAAAAGCAAAAAUGGCGGACCCACCACCACCACCAUUACCGCCAAAGGAAUUGCCAAUCAAUCGCUACAAGUUCAUUUGGCGAGUCCUCUUGAUCUCCAAUCUUGCUCUCGGAGCUUACAUGUUUAUUGGGGCUCGGAAGAGAGAUAUUGGCAUAGUAAAUAGGAAAUCUGCAGAAACAGGCGCUAAAAAUCACAAAGCUGUAGUUGAAGUGCCCUCUCCUCCUGCAACAACUACUACAAGUACAACUUCUGAGACAUGGGAUAUGUGAAGGUGCAGCAGCCUGCCUAUCCCUGGAGACCGGCAACAGUAACAUUUCAAGUAGACGUUAGAAGGGAAAAUGAAUUCAAAGUCAAGGAUCCUGAAGAGAAUAAUCGAAAUGAUGAAAAGACAAUCUUAAAGCUUUAUCCGUGCAAAAUCCGCACCAAGCUUUUAAUUGGUGCUUCUCUUUACUGACAGACGCUUAUACAGAGAAAUUUUGUUUCGAAGUAUAGAACAUAGCACUUAGGUCUUGUUAUGUUGGGAGAUGGAUAGUUUUGGCUUGAGUAACAUGUUUGCAGCAGAUUACAUGCCAAUUUUUGCGUGAUAUAAGGACCCCUUGUCCAUGAGAAUUAUCUGUAUCUUCUUACAUUGGGAAUUUGUUGCAAAAUAUUAGAUUAUUUAUUUCUUCCCAAAUAGUUAGUGUGGAAUUAAUGGAGAAAAAUUCAUUAAGAUUACUACUAAUGAAGAUCAUUAAGCCUCCUUUGGGAGCCCGACCAGUUCUAAGGCACCCAAGGACAAAAAUUAAGCAAACAACAAGAGAGAGAGAAUGAAAGAAAUAAAGAUUUUGUCAUUUGCCUUUUGAGGGCUUUGAGUUUGAGACUUUGAUGUGGUUAACAAUUAAUAAAGGGCUCCACCAUUGUUGUGUCCUCCAACUCCCUCCACUAACGAUAUCCACACUUCCCAUCCAAUCCCAUCUGCCCUCUUCGAGGCUUGAACCAUUCAUCCAAAUUUCAAAGCUAAUUGAAAAAAAAAAAAGAAAAAAAAAAAAGAAUUUUCCAUACUGGCCCUGGUCUUGCACAGUUAACCUCCCAUUACGAAUCUUUAUCUCUACAAUGCCAGGAACCAUCCUAGUUUCAGGUACCAACUAACAGCUAAGUUUUCAACUGUAAUUCAAACAUGGGCAUGGCAGUUAUGUUAUGUCUAACAUAAAUAUUAACUUUUUUCUUUCAUAUGAAUAUUGAAUUCCACUUCAGUUCUUGAAUUCAUGGACCUUCCAUCUUCAUCAUCUUCUUCCUCAAUAUCCAUAAAGGUUUCCAUGGGGAAAAGAGAGUGUCAAACUUGGGACAAGGGAGACUUCACCUUCCCAUUGACGACCCUUCGUGACAAUUUGGUUGUUCUUCUUCAAGAUGCCGAGGGAAAUGAGAUAUUAGACGCAGGUGUUGAGACCAAGUCCAUAGUCGAGAAGGGUCUUUGGGACGCGUUCUUUCCACUCAAAGGAGGUGGGUUGUUGCAUAUGAAGUUACAGUUUGUACUCAACGAAGAAGAGCGCAUCCGAAUCCGUUCGAUGAGAGAAUCUGCACUAAAAAAGAAACUUGGGGAGUUCAUCUAUAGCAAUCCCAGUAGUGUGCAAAUUACUCCUGGUGCUGGGACAAAUCUUGCAUCAUCUUUGUGCCUUCCCAAUGAGAUCUCAGAUAGAAAUGAGGAGACUUCAUCAGGCAUUACUCUGCAUCAGUGGGUUGACCUCCCUCUGACUGAAUCAUGUCAAGGGAAUUUAGUUGAGGAGACUGAGGCACAGCCACUUCCUGCUAAUGUUCCAGCCAAGGCCAAAUAUGCUAGUGAAUCUUCAAAACUAUUAAGAAGCUCACAAUCAAUGGUUCACGCAAUAAGCCUUCCUAAUCUUCAGGAAGAUAAGCCUCAUAACCUCGAGAAGCAGGGUCCAAUCCAGAAAACUCCUAGCAAUGUAAAGAAAAUGAUAAGUGCCUUCGAAAGUGGUUCAGCUGAGGAUAUGAGGCCUUGCAUCAAACCGCCACCAAAUGAAGUUCAAUCGAACAGUAUUAAAGCAGGAGCUCCCCUGAAAAUCCAUAAUUUAAAAGAAGACAAUACGGUGGAUACAGAAACUGCAAAGUCAAUAUUAGAAGAGGUUGUGAAGUCUUUUUCUUCAGGGGACUUGCUACUUGACCCAACAUCUGGUGAUAAAAGUGGUGAGCAAAUUAAUUUACUUGGAGCUUCAGAUGGGACUAAAUCAUCACAUCCCACUGUGAUAAAAAAUAAAGUCAAACUAUUGCAUGUACAUCAAGAAGUUGGCAUAAAGAAAAAGAACUUCCACAAAGAUUUCAUUACAACAUCAAGAUGUGAAACAGUUCAAGUUUCAGAGAAGAUUCUUAGUAAGCAUAGGCACCAACCAAUUAAUACGGGCCAUGGAAGGCGAAAUUCUGGUGGUAUUCCUGUUAUAGAGGAGAGUCGACUAGAAAUUUCUUCCCGAAAUAUUUCUCAAAUCAUCGACAUUCAAGAAGCUUCAACUAGUGCCAAUGUGUGUACAUCAGUAGUAAACUGUGAAGAUAGGCAAAUUCCCUUUGAGAGCUCUGGUGCCUGGAUAUUCCCAGAUGAAGCAAUACGUGUCUGCAUAACAACUAGUGGUAAAAAAUUAAUGGAUUUACUAGGAGGUUGCAGAGAGAAGCCAAACAUCCAGCAAGGAAGGAUGAAUGUUUCUCUACCAGAAAAUUCAGAAGAGCAGAAUGUGAAGAAUCACAGACCAAGAAAAUCAAAGGUUGAUCAUCCAGAGGAAGCUGAAACUUCUGGUGGCAAAGUUGGACAGGCAAUAAAAGUUGCAAUCAUGAUUGGCUUUGGCACACUAGUUCUCCUGACAAGACAAAGAAAAAACAGAUGAAAUAACCGGCAGAUGCACUUUGGUUAUCAUCCCAAGGGGUGGGGUGAGAAGAUUUUGGAACCACCAUUUAUUUAUUUAUUUUGAUAUGAAAAGUUUAGGGCAAUUGUCCCUACACUUGCGGCUGUGUGUCCGAUUUUGCCUCUCCUCUAACUCUUCAUUUGAUAACCUCUUUCCAUGCGAUUUAAAUAGUUUUUUUUUU